Nilaparvata lugens (brown planthopper) is the source of this 1482-nucleotide messenger RNA. RefSeq names its product putative nuclease HARBI1. NCBI's taxonomy places the organism in Eukaryota, Metazoa, Arthropoda, Insecta, Hemiptera, Delphacidae. The transcript has a single exon. Bases 359 to 1405 code for a protein of 348 amino acids. The record is from RefSeq and is a predicted model, not a curated record.
GAACCAUGUAUAAAGUUUGUUUACGAGAGUGCUGGUUUUGGAUCAUGCCAUGUUGCCAGAUUCAUAGAACAGAUAAAUCGUUCCAUAGCUAUGGAUUCUAUAAAUAUGUUUGAGAAACCAAUAAAGAUUUAUUGAUUGGAUAAAGUUAUUGAAUCAAUAGCUAUAGCGUUGUUUCUUCUUCUUCUUUGGCUACCUUACGCCUAAUCACAAUCAUAUGGGAUAAGCUAUAGAUUUGUUUAUUGAACGAAAUAAUGCCAAAAUCCAGCCCAUAAUAAUAUUAUAUCGAAUCGAUAAAUUGCUUUUAAAGGUUAUGUUUGAAUGUUUUGUGUUCUAUGUUCUGUUAUUUUAAUAUAUUGAAAUGGAUCUAGAUAUAAUCAGGUACAGCAGCAGUUCAGAUGAUGAAGUGUUCGAGUUAAUACCUGUAAGAAAGUAUAGGAUUAGGCUUGACACAUUUAAUUAUUUCUCGGACAGUGAAUUCAUAGCUCGAUACAGAUUUAGUGAAGAGACAGUGAUCUACAUUUCUGAACUACUUCCCAAUUUUGAUAAUUUGAACAACAGAGGUAAGCCGUUGUCGAAAAUGGACCAAUUACUUAUUGGGUUACGGUUCUACGCAACUGGAACAUUUCAAAAUGUCGUUGGGGAUAUUAUUCAUGUCCAUAAAAGUACUGUGUGCAAAAUAGUGAAGAAAAUUUCCCACUAUUUAGCCUCUUUGCGCGUUAAUUUUAUUCAAAUGCCCACAAAUGAGGAAAUUUUAAGAACAAAAAGCGAUUUUUUUCAAAUUCGUCGUUUCCCUAACGUGGUUGGAUGUAUAGACUGUACUCAUGUAAAAAUUCAAUCUCCUGGUGGCCAAGAUGCAGAACUGUAUAGAAAUAGAAAAGGAUAUUUCUCUAUCAAUGUGCAAGCUAUCUGCAAUGCACAGCUAGUAUUCACAGAAAUCACUGCUAGGUGGAGGGGUUCUGUUCAUGACAGUACCAUUUUUAAUACAUCCAAGAUACGUGCUGAUUUGGAAGCUGGGUUGUAUCGGGGCAGCAGCUGCUACCUACUUGGUGAUAGUGGAUAUCCAUGCAGAAAUUUUUUGCUAACUCCACUUCUACAUCCUGCUAAUGAAGCAGAAAGAAGAUAUAAUAGUGCCCACAUCCAAACUAGGAAUACCAUUGAAAGAGCAUUUGGAGUGUGGAAACGCAGAUUUCCUUGCUUGUCAAUAGGAUUAAGAACAAAAAUUCAAACUACUUUAAUGAUAAUAACAGCAACGGCUGUUCUUUAUAAUAUAGCUAUCCAGCAGAAAGAACAGCCUCUAAUGGACAAUGAUGAAGUUAUGGAAGAGUUUGAUCAAAUUCAAUUAGAAGGAGAACGAAAUCAGUUUGCUGUUCGAGACAAUGUCAUUGCUACAAUCUUCAGAAUUUAAAUUGAAGAGGAAAUGGUACACACAACAAUAAAACUAAAAUUAUUUCAGAAUCACAAUCAUUAUUAUUAUUGUUUGAU